Messenger RNA from Scleropages formosus (Asian bonytongue), 2818 nucleotides. RefSeq names its product kinesin-like protein KIF12. Lineage: Eukaryota; Metazoa; Chordata; Actinopteri; Osteoglossiformes; Osteoglossidae. Gene Ontology annotation, molecular function: microtubule binding; ATP binding; microtubule motor activity. The coding region runs from base 1 to 1914 and encodes 637 amino acids. Gene Ontology annotation, cellular component: microtubule associated complex. The record is from RefSeq and is a predicted model, not a curated record. Gene Ontology annotation, biological process: mitotic spindle organization; spindle elongation; microtubule-based movement. The transcript has 14 exons.
AUGUGUCACGAAGGCCAUGAGAGGGUCUUCACCUUCGAUGCGGUCUUGGGCCCGCACAGUUCUCAGCAGGAUGUUUUUGAGGAGUGUGGUGUGAAGCGGCUCAUCGACAUGGCUAUCAAAGGGUUUGCGUCUACGGUGUUUGCUUUCGGACAGACGGGCUCUGGGAAGUCGUACACCAUCACAGGACCCCAGUCACUGUUCCAGGGAGGCCAACAGGACAUCCGCAUGUAUGGCCUGAUGCAAAGAUCUCUAUCCUACCUCCUUGACCAAACCCACUCCAUGGAAGGGGAGUUCUCCUUCUGGGUGUCAUACCUCGAGAUCUAUAAUGAACAGGUUCGGGACCUCCUCAACCCUUGGCUUUCAUACUCGCUCUCUGUCUGUGGAAGUCUAACCCAUGGCUUCUAUGUGAAGAACGUGUCGGUAGUUGAGUUCAGCAGUCUGGAUGACUUCUUGAAGCUCCUGGAAGGAGGCAUGCAGAACAGACAUACCUCCUCUCAACCACAGAAUGAGCACUCCAGUCGUAGCCACUGCAUCCUGACCGUGCACAUCAAGGGUGGACCGGCUGAUGUGGAGGGCGGUGCAAUGACGCAGGGCAAACUGUGUAUCGUAGAUCUGGCAGGAAGUGAGAAGGUGAAGGAUACGAGUGCUUCUGGAGUGCUCCUGGAGGAGACGGGCAACAUCAACCGCAGUCUCCUCGCUCUGGGCAAAUGCAUCUCAGCUCUGGUUGACCCUAAGAGGAGAAGUGGACACAUUCCUUACCGUGACAGCAAGCUCACCAAGCUUCUUUCUGAUUCAUUGGGUGGAACAGGGAUCACUCUCAUGAUUGCCUGUGUGUCACCUGCAGCAGCCAGCUUUCAGGAGACCAUGAACACACUGCGCUACUCCAGCAGGGCCAAGAAAAUCAAAAACAAGCCCAUGGCUAAACAGGAGCUGCGUGAGAAGCUUGUGACCAGCCUGCAGAGGGAGAUUAAUUUACUGCGCAGGGAAAAUGCGUUACUGCGGCAACAUCUCUCCUCAUCUCAAAAGGAGGCCAAGAAGCUGCCUUUGCCUUCCCCUGAUCCUUACGGUAGUAGUGAGCCACAGACGAAGGCUCGGGUGGAUCCUGUGAGAUCGGGAUCCUCCAGCUCUCAGGCCAGUCCGAGAAGCCUUGCAGAGGAGCUGAAGCGUGAGAAUGACCGACUGCAACAGGAGAAGGUGGAGCUGCUCGACACCAUUGAGUCCUCCAGGCAGCAGGGGGCGCACUUCUCACUUGAGAACACUCAUAUACUCCAUGGAGUGAAACAAGCGGAAAGGGUCAUCUCCGGCUCCUUGAACACGAGCAGUGUCUACCCAGGCCUGUCCCUCAGUGGGCGUGGCUACGGCAGUGGGAGUGGCUAUGGGAGCGGCAAUAAUGGUGGGAGUGGCUAUGGGGCCAACGAUGGGAGUGGCCUCAGCCGCCAGUGCACCCGUCAUCAGCUCCCAUUACCAGUAAUUGCCCUCGACUACAGAUGCCCCAAUCAUCUCGAGCUGUGCUGUGCCCGCCCCCUCCUGCCCGUCAUUCACCGCUGCGGCUUCCUCGCUGGGGGCGUCCCACAGGUGCAAAACAAACUUCCACGGAGCACGAAAAGCUCUGCCCUGCCUGGCGAUGGCCCUCUUUACCAGCCCCUCCAGAUCUGCGGUCCCGAGCGAAGCAGACAGGUGAACGAUGUCGCUUCGGGUCCGCGCUCGGGGCUCCGCGUUGAUGGAGAACAGCAGUGGCGGAAGGAACGUCCAUGGCUGGAUUUCACUCUUUCUGACGUAGCUCUCUUCCUCCAGCUGGCGGCGCUGCCUCCUCUUCAACCCCUCCUUCCGGAGAAGGAGGCCAUGACCCCGGAGCAGAGCAGUCCGGUCCCAGUCGAGAAGCAGAACCUCGGCGGCCUUCGGCGGAGAAAGUGAACGGGUUUUAUCCGCACGCAUCCCAACCGUAAUAUCUUGAUUCUUUUAAAGCAACGUGAUAAUUCCUUCGAGCGUGUCACCGUGCGCUGUCGUAUGGCAGAUCCCAAGCCGACCGCCGCGAGCGUGCGGAGCGCUUCCAGCAGGGGAGGUCGACCCGGACCCGGCAAGGCCGGCUCGAGCGGGACGGACCCCAGAGGUCUCAGGGCCAGGUGGUCCCCAGCGCCCCUCCCAUGUCCGCGCUGCCACCCAUCGAGACGGACGAGUUCGGCAUGAAGCUGAAGAAGGAUGGGAGGUGACGUGAGCUGGACUGGCGGGAAAAAUGAAGGGUCCAGGAUGGAGGUAAGGAAGAGGUGAGGGGGGUGCUGGAGCAAACACGACCUUAAACCACAAACCGUCACCAUCGAGGUCCAUUCGGCUACAGUGGCUAAGGAACCCAGUCUAAACACAUGGGGACAGAGCAGGACGUUAUGGUCACGUUUAAAAACUCGCAGGAAAACGUCACGCAUGUCGACAUAGUUAUAAUGCAUGGAUAGGGAGCUACGCGGUUUGUUGUGUGAUAUUCAGAGUAGGAGGAGAAGGGGAUUGUGGGUAAACAAACUCUGACAUGGCUCACUUCUCUCGUCUUGCUACGCAGUUCAGUGGCUCGUCCUCACGGGGUCGGUCCGGAGGAGCUGGUCUGGUCCGAAGGAAUUCUAGUACCUCGGUCACAUGACGCGAGAGGAGCUUUUCCCAGCAGCCUCCAGCGAGGGAAGCUAAAUUUUGACCGAGUGGCCGGAGAUCAAAUAAACAGAGAUACUGAAGUACGAGCAGAUGACCUUUACAUGGACUUCACAUCCACGCGUUCACUUUUUCUCAGCGUCUUCUGUCAAAUAUAGACUUUGUGACACAUACAAAAUGUUAUUAA